CCCGUUCCCUCAUACACCAGUACGAUGCAACCCCCUCUCCGAAUCGCCGUCCUGGAAUGCGACACACCACUCCCCACCAUCAACGACCGCUACAACAAUGAAGGCUACUACGGCAUCUUCAAGACGCUUCUCAAAUCCAGCGCCGAGAAGCUAGGCGAUCCACGCUUAGACCCAGAGACCGGGCUCCAGAUCACAAAAUGGGACGUCGUCGACGCGCAAGAAUACCCGAAGUUGGAGGAUAUCGACGCUGUGCUCCUUACAGGGUCCAAAUACAAUUCAUUUGAAGAUUCCGCGUGGAUCAAACGUCUAGUGGAGUUCACGCAGCAAGUACUAUCGCAGAGCCGGGUGCGAAUUCUCGGAAUCUGCUUCGGACACCAGAUCGUGGGCCGUGCGCUAGGUGCGAAGGUUGGACGAAGUGAACAGGGGUGGGAGCUUGCUGUUUGUGACAUGGAUCUGACGGAGAAAGGGAAGGAGCUGUUCGGGCUGGAGAAGAUCCGUAUUCAACAAAUGCACCAAGAUGUUGUGUAUGACUGCCCAUCGGGUGUCAUUUUGCUUGGAUAUUCUCCGAGAUGUGCUAUACAGGGCAUGUAUGUGCCUCAGCGCUUUGUCACUGUUCAAGGACACCCUGAAUUCACAGGCGAGAUUGAAGACGUGAUAAUACAGAGUCGGGCAAAGGCUGGUGUCUUCAGCGAGGACCAAGCGCAGGAGGCCCUGAGAAGAACAGGUAACGAACAUGAUGGUGUUUCCAUCGGAGCGGCAUUCCUUAAAUUCCUACUGGAAGAAGCCAAUGAAGAUUCAUGCUGA
Penicillium maclennaniae is the source of this 804-nucleotide messenger RNA. Its product is annotated as type 1 glutamine amidotransferase. Lineage: Eukaryota; Fungi; Ascomycota; Eurotiomycetes; Eurotiales; Aspergillaceae. The annotation marks the transcript as partial. The record is from RefSeq and is a predicted model, not a curated record. Gene Ontology annotation, cellular component: cytosol; nucleus. The transcript is spliced from 3 exons.